Molecule: messenger RNA, 1125 nt
Organism: Nymphaea colorata (pocket water lily)
Lineage: Eukaryota; Viridiplantae; Streptophyta; Magnoliopsida; Nymphaeales; Nymphaeaceae
Exons: 2
Coding region: 1-954 (317 amino acids)
Source: RefSeq, a predicted model, not a curated record
AUGGCCACCAAAGUCCAGAAAUCCCGAGCACGGUGUUCCUGCUUCCCUUCGUGUUUUCAAAUUCCCAGCUUCUUCAGCGAACAGAAGAAGAAGAAGAAGAAGAAGAAGUCCCAUGCACAGAUUGAUCCACGAGUUUCACGAAAGCCUGACGAUUCGAAAGAUAGGCCUGAGAAGCAAGGGAGAAUAUGGAUGAAGUGGUCUUGGUUUAAGCCGAUGAAAUCUGGCCGGAAACAGCUGCCGGAACUUAAUCCGAGAAUCGCUCAGAUGCUAGGAUGGCACGAAGUCGGACGAAAGGAUGCAGAGAGGGCGAUCACGUCCACAGCUGAUCAGAAGAUCGCCGGGAGCUCAAAUGGCAUUGCAGAUGACAAUUCCGGCCACCAAUCUAGACCUGAAGCCACAAUAUUUCCAACUAAAACAACAGUCGGCGACUCGUCGGCAGAUCAAAGCCAACAAAAGGCAAAUUUCCGACCGAAUAGAUCAGAAUCCCAAGAAAUUAUUGCCAUACGAGAAAUUCAAGAAGUGACAGCGGCACCGGAAAGUCAAGUUCAUGAAACACGCGGUCGAGAUCCGGCGACAACUUCCUCGGAAAAGAAUUCUAGCUUUGAGAAAACUAGUGCACGUAAUAAGCAGAAGCCCCGGAAAUCCCUUCUCCCACCGGAUUUUUCCCGGAAUCGGAUCGAUAGAGCAAGGAAGAAGUCGGAUUACGAACUCGGGCCUAUGGUAGGGAUGUCAAUCGUUCUUGUAAGUCUUACUUCACUGCUUCUAUGCGGCAGACUGUGUUCCAUCUUCUGGACCAGCGCCUGUCUGUGCUUGGUCCCUCGACUAAGGAGGCGGGAGACCACCCACCGAGCCGAUGCCGAGAUGGACGGUCAUGCUCAGCUGGAUAUGGACUCAGAUGAGUACAAGAAGAAGGUGAUCAUGGAAGGCAUGCUCAAAAGGAACCACAAGAACUGAAUCUAACUUAUUGGUUCCAUAGUCUUAAAAGGUGAACAUAUAGAGAGAGGUAUUGUUAAUUAUUUUUUGUAGAAAGGCUAACUUUUCUUGGUCUUUGCUCAAUUGGGUUGAGAUCUUAAAGAGUUUAUGUUUCUCUUUGUUUCUUUUUUUUUUCCCAUUUUGAGAAUUUCA